AUGACUUCGCCUUGCAUCAAGGAAGUCUCUAGAGCCUGUUUCAGACGUUGCUGCCCCACUCAAGUACUCGGGCUGCCCGAGAAACAGAAUCCCGAACAAGGGAUUUCACCUUCCAGGUAUGAUUUCAUUGCUGCAACAGCCUUUUCGCUUCCUCCAAAUGCUCAAUUCACUAACCAUGAAUCAUUACCCGACCUCGAACGAUCGUUUUCCACCAUGAAAAAAGCUUACCCUCACUACCCGGAGACUGACCGAGCUGACCGAAUCCGGAGUCACGAAUUCUAUCACCUCUCCAACAAUAACCAUAUUACGCAUGGUGGUCAAGAACAGGAAUUUGAAUCGGUUAUUAAAGAAAGGAUUUUUAGGUUUAUGAAUAUUUCAUCGGAUGAUUACUCUUUGGUUUUUACAGCUAACCAGUCAUCGGCAUUCAAAGUGUUGGCAGAUAAUUACCCUUUUCAUACAAAUCGUAAUCUCUUGACUGUAUAUGACCAUGAAAACGAAGCUGUGGAAACCAUGAUUGAGAGUUGUAAGAAAAGGUCAGGGCGAGUUGACUCGGCCCUGUUCUCGUGGCCUAACAUGAGAAUCCAAUCGAAACGACUCAGAAAAUCGGUUUCGGUUGCGGAUAAAAACAAAAAGAAAAAGAAAAAAAAGGGACUUUUCGUUUUCCCGCUUCAAUCUAAAGUUACGGGAACUCGAUACUCGUAUCUAUGGAUGAGUUUAGCUCAAGAAAACGGGUGGCAUGUUUGUCUUGAUGCCAAUGCAUUUGGAGCAAAAGACAUGGAGACAUUAGGACUCUCUCUUUUCCACCCAGAUUUCUUAAUCUGUUCAUUUUACAAGAUUUUUGGAGAAAACCCAUCUGGAUUCGGGUGUCUUUUUGUUAAAAAAGCAAGAUCAACGAUUCUCAAUAACUCAUCUACAACCACAGGAUUGGUUAACAUUGUUCAAGCUUCUAACCGACCUCUGUUUCUCCAACAAUCCGGGAGUCUCAAUACAACCGGAAAACGAGAAGACAUAGCCAUGGCAAGCUCAAGCUCCAGCUCCAGUUCAUCACUCUCCAAUCAAGAAACCUUCGAAAUACAAGAAAUCAAAGAAAUUAAUAAAGAAAAGACGGAAUUGUCCUUUUCCGAACUCUUGAAAUUAGACAAAUCUGUCGACAAAAACGAAGCAAGCACCAGUGGGGUUACCUCAGAUAUCGAGUUUCGAGGGUUAGAUCAUGCAGACUCGUUAGGUUUGAUAUUGAUAAGUACGAGGGUAAGGUACCUGGUCAACUGGCUGGUCAAUGCAUUCGGUAGUCUUCAUCAUCCACAUUCGGAAGAAGGGGUGCCUUUGGUUAGGGUUUAUGGGCCAAAAGUGAGGGUGGAUCGAGGUCCUGUGGUGGCUUUUAAUGUGUUUGAUUGGAAAGGUGAAAAGGUUGAGCCUACACUCGUGCAGAAGUUAGCAGAUAGACAUAACAUUUCUCUUAGUUAUGCGACUUUAAAACAUGUUAGUUUUGUGGACAAGAAUUGUGAAGAAAAGGAACGAUUAGUAGAGGUAAAGAACAUUGAGAAUGAAGGGCGUAAUAGCCCGAUGAACAAAAGGAAAGAGAAGAUAGAGAUAGGGAUACCUGUGAUCAUGGCUACAGUUGGGUUUUUGACAAAUUUUGAAGAUGUUUAUAGAGUGUGGGUGUUUGUUUCAAGGUUCUUGGAUGCAGAUUUUGUGGAGAAAGAAAGGUGGAGAUAUAUGGCGCUUAAUCGGACAACUGUUGAGGUUUAG
Messenger RNA from Lactuca saligna, 1749 nucleotides. The record is from the annotation of a GenBank genome assembly. NCBI's taxonomy places the organism in Eukaryota, Viridiplantae, Streptophyta, Magnoliopsida, Asterales, Asteraceae.